CCCUCUUCGCAAAACCUCCCACUCACACCUUUCCCUCUCGAUUCCCACGCCGUACACCUCUCAAUUCUCCUUUGAAUCCUCUCUGCUCUCCACGCGCCGCCACCAUCACCCACUCCCACUCUCCAUGUCGCCGGUCGGCGACCUCUGCACCUGCCCCGCCGGCGAGAACGCCCGCUCCAACGGCGAGAACGCCGAAGAUCUGGUGUGCGAGCAUUGCCGGAAAUCCGAUCCCUCUCCGUCGUCGUUUUGCUACUCCUCUUCGCCCAAAUACGCCCCGGUUCCGUUGAGCGACUCCGAGAAGCUGCGGCGCGUCGUGACUGCUUCGGUUAAGGGAUUCACCAUCGGCGCCGGCCUCAAAGGCGGCCUCGCCGUCUUCUCCAUCCUAGCUCGACUGAAAAAGCGAAAGCUGCUGGCCUCUCUCAGGAGCGAGGGUGCGAUUACAAAUAAUGAAGCCAUUAUUUCGGCUUUGAAGGAGACUUUGAGAUACGGUCUGUUUCUUGGGACUUUUGCAGGCACAUUUGUGUCUGUGGAUGAGAUUAUUGGCUCUUUGGGAGGCCACCGUAGGACAGCCAAGUGGAGGGCUUUGGCGGCAGGGCUUAUAGCAGGGCCGUCUAUGCUGCUUACGGGGCAUAACACGCAGCAUAUGAGCUUGGCCAUUUACAUACUUAUGCGUGCUGCUGUGUUGGCCACACGAUGUGGGAUUAAAAGCAAACGGUUUGGUCAUGUUUGUAAACCUCUCACUUGGAAGCAUGGUGACAUUUUCCUUAUGUGUCUAUCCUCUUCGCAAAUUCUGUCUGCUUACAUAUUGAAGCAGGAGAGUUUGCCUCCAUCAUAUAAAUCUUUUCUUAAGACACAUGGGGGAAAAGAUAUGUCAAUCUUGCAAGGUGUCAAGGAGAUUGCAACUGGCUUACCAUUUACUAAUUUGGAAGCUAUAGAAAGAUACUACAAAUCUGUGGGAAAAAAUAUUAAAUUAGAUCCAACUAUGCAAGUUCCCUGCACGAUUGUGCAUGGAGAUCAGUCAUGUAGCGGCCAUAUUUUUUCUUUUUUAAUUCAAGCCUAUAAGAGAGCUUUACCUGUUUAUCUACCUGUAUAUCUGAUUCCAGCCCUUAUAGUUCAUCGGCAAGAUCUCUUGAAAAGGCAUUACACUAUACUACUAAAGGGUCUUCUCGGCACUACAAGAUCAAGCUUGUUUCUUUCUGUAUAUUGCGCGUCUGCCUGGAUGUGGACAUGCUUUCUUUUUAAAAUUUUCAGGACAUGUAAUGUUCCAAUGGUGGUAAUGGGGACGUUUCCAACUGGCCUGGCCUUGGCAAUUGAGAAGAAAAGCAGGCGUAUUGAGAUAUCACUCUACUGUCUCGCUCGAGCAAUUGAGAGCUUUUUCACAUGCUUGGCUGAUACUGGAUACUUGCCGCCACAAUCAAAAAAAUUGAAGAGAGCUGAUGUGGUGGUCUUCAGCUUAUCGACAGCCAUCAUAAUGCAUUGCUAUGCAGAGGAGCGUGAAGUAUUCAAAUCCAAAUACUUGAAUGUUCUUGACUGGGUUUUCGGUGUCCCACCUCCACCUUGUGAAACCCCUCGCUGCAAAAAGAGCUAGGUAGCACCACCGUUUUUUUUGCUCCGGAUAGAAAUUAAAAGUUAUCCAUUUUAUUUCCUUCGAAAUUUAAUUUGGAGGAAAUUGUAUAAUUUUGUACCAUAUUUAUCCUAUUCGUACUUCAUAGUUCGUACUACCAUUGGUAGGGCUUCAGUAUGUGCCCUGGACAUGGACUAAUCAUUUAAAUUAUUAUUGUUAUAGAAGUGAUUACA
This is a messenger RNA of Argentina anserina (silverweed cinquefoil), 1797 nucleotides long. RefSeq lists its product as uncharacterized. Bases 125 to 1588 code for a protein of 487 amino acids. The transcript is spliced from 8 exons. The record is from RefSeq and is a predicted model, not a curated record. NCBI's taxonomy places the organism in Eukaryota, Viridiplantae, Streptophyta, Magnoliopsida, Rosales, Rosaceae.